Messenger RNA from Marmota monax (woodchuck), 1437 nucleotides. It is a transcript of the gene Idh3b, whose product is annotated as isocitrate dehydrogenase (NAD(+)) 3 non-catalytic subunit beta. The transcript is spliced from 12 exons. Gene Ontology annotation, cellular component: mitochondrion. Gene Ontology annotation, biological process: isocitrate metabolic process; tricarboxylic acid cycle. Gene Ontology annotation, molecular function: magnesium ion binding; oxidoreductase activity, acting on the CH-OH group of donors, NAD or NADP as acceptor; NAD binding. The coding region runs from base 60 to 1217 and encodes 385 amino acids. NCBI's taxonomy places the organism in Eukaryota, Metazoa, Chordata, Mammalia, Rodentia, Sciuridae. The record is from RefSeq and is a predicted model, not a curated record.
CAGGGCCAGGGCCGCGCCGGCUUCCUGCGUCACGUCCUGCGCGCCUUCCGGCAGCCAACAUGGCGGCGCUGAGCUGUGUCCGCUGGCUGACCCGAGCAGUGGUUUCCGCCCGAAACCCUGGGACAUGGCGAGGUCUGAGUACCUCCUCUACUGCUCAUGCCGCUUCGCCCAGCCAGGCCGAAGAUGUGAGGGUGGAGGGAGCUUUUCCAGUGACCAUGCUGCCAGGAGACGGCGUGGGACCUGAGCUCAUGCACGCUGUCAAGGAGGUGUUCAAGGCUGCCGCUGUUCCCGUGGAGUUCCAGGAGCAUCACCUGAGUGAGGUGCAGAAUAUGGCCUCUGAGGAGAAGCUGGAUCAGGUGCUGAGUUCCAUGAAGGAGAACAAGGUGGCUAUCAUUGGAAAGAUCCAUACCCCAAUGGAGUAUAAGGGGGAACUAGCUUCCUAUGAUAUGAGACUGAGGCGUAAGUUGGACUUGUUUGCCAAUGUAGUCCAUGUGAAGUCACUUCCUGGGUACAAGACCCGGCACAACAAUCUAGACCUGGUGAUCAUUCGUGAGCAGACAGAAGGAGAGUAUAGCUCUCUGGAACAUGAGAGUGCGAGAGGUGUGAUUGAAUGCUUGAAGAUUGUCACUCGAACCAAGUCUCAGCGGAUUGCAAAGUUUGCCUUUGACUAUGCCACCAAGAAGGGGCGGGGCAAGGUCACAGCUGUCCACAAGGCUAACAUCAUGAAACUUGGGGAUGGAUUGUUCCUGCAGUGCUGUGAAGAAGUCGCUGAAUUGUACCCCAAAAUCAAGUUUGAGACAAUGAUCAUAGACAAUUGCUGCAUGCAGCUGGUGCAGAAUCCCUACCAGUUUGAUGUGCUUGUGAUGCCCAAUCUCUAUGGCAACAUUAUUGACAAUCUGGCUGCUGGCCUGGUUGGGGGAGCUGGUGUGGUCCCUGGUGAGAGCUACAGUGCAGAGUAUGCAGUUUUUGAGACGGGUGCCCGGCACCCAUUUGCUCAGGCAGUGGGCAGGAAUAUAGCCAACCCCACAGCCAUGCUGCUGUCAGCUUCCAACAUGUUACGGCAUCUCAACCUUGAGUAUCACUCCAGCAUGAUUGCAGAUGCAGUGAAGAAGGUGAUCAAAGUUGGCAAGGUGCGGACUCGAGACAUGGGCGGCUACAGCACCACAACCGACUUCAUCAAGUCUGUCAUCGGCCACCUGCAUCCCCAUGGGGGCUAGAGCUCUUUAUUCCCUCCAACCUCACAAGGACCAUACUACCUACACAUCCCUUCAGUACAGUGGACCAGGGAAGAGACCUUGAACCUCUAGACAGUGGACCAUAAUUGAUUUCUGGGCAGAGCCUAGGUUGUCCUGGGGCUGGCUUCUUUAGGGAACUUAUACUGGGCGGUGGGGGUUUUAAGGGGUGGGACCUAGGUCACAGGAUGAUGACACUUCUCCC